AGUAUCCUAGACAACAGUAUUGUAAACAAAUUAAAUCGAAUGGCAUGAUUGUGUUUUCAGAUCUAUGAAGAAACCACACACUUUUAGUUGCCAGGCUGCUUUUUCGGAAAUAGUUUAUUUUACUGAACUUCGGCUUCUAUCCAGCCGAAGCUUGCUGGCGACAUUUCAGCGAACAGCAUGGCGUCCAUGAGUCAGCGUCGGAACAUGACGCACAGCCAGCAGCAGCGCCUGGUCAUGGAGCACCGGCGGCAGGAGGAUCGGCGGCAGGACCAGACGAAACUUCUCGCGCAGGAGCGGCAGAUGCAGGCUAGUCUGCUCAACGAGCAGCGCAUCGAGGAGACGAGGCACCAGCGCACGCUGCAGAACGAGCAGCACGAGAGGCAAAUCCAGGAGGCUCUCUUCAAAGCAGAGGAUGAGCGUAUCCUGAGGGACAAGCAGCUGGAACAGGAGGAGAGGAUGGCUAAAGAGCUGGCUCGCAUCAGCCAUGAGAAACUCAGAGACGAGAAGAUGAGACAAUACGUCAAGGAGAACAGCAUUGAGUUGCGUGAGCUGGAGUCGAAGCUGAAGUCGGCGUACCUGAACAGGGAGCGAGCUGCACAGAUUGCUGAGAAGGAAGCCAUGAGAUAUGAGACAAUGCGCCGGGACGCGGAGACGGUGCGGGAGAUGAAGAGCCAGCACGAGCGCGCCUCCGUGGAGCAGGACAGGGUGGCGCAGCAGCGCUCUGAGGAGGGGCAGCGCUACAAGGAGGAUCUGCAGCUGCAGCUGCAGGAGAAGGAGCUGAAAAGCCAGCACGCCUACGAGGAGUUCCUCAAGGACAAGCUCAUGGUGGACGAGAUCGUCAGGCGCAUCUACGAGGAGGACCAGAAGGAGCGUGAGUUGCGUAUGCAGAAGGUGGUGGCCAUGCAGGGCUACAUAGAGGAGUUUAAGCAGCAGCAGGCGGAGUGGCGGCGCCUGGAGAGGGAGAAGCUAGAGGAGGAGAACCGGCGCCUCCUAGAGUACGCCUCCCACCAGCAGCGCAAGGAGGAGGACCGCAUGGCCAAAGUUCAGGAGAGGGAGCAGGCCAAGGAGAGCAUGCAUAGGAUGCUCACAGAGAAGAUUCAGAUGGAGCGCCAGCAGCAGGAGGAGAUGGAGCGCGUCAGAGAGGAGCUCUACCUGGAGGAGCAGGCUGAGGCCGCCAGGAAGAAAGAGAUUGAGGACAUGGAGAAGCGCAUCCGUCAGCGUCUGGAGAUGCAGCGCACCUUCCAGGAGCAGAUGGCGUUCCAACGCAUGCGUAAGGAGGCGGAGCGGCAGGAGGAGGAGACCUUCCGCCAGGUGAUGAUGGCCAAGUUCGCCGAGGACGACCGCAUCGAGCAGAUGAACGCCCAGCGGCGCCGCAUGAAACAGCAGGAACACAAGAGAGCCGUGGAGGAACUGAUGGAGGAUCGCCGCCUGCAGUACCAGGCUGACAAGGAGCACGAGGCAGAUGAGCGGGCCGUGGAUCAGGCGAGGGAGGAUGCGCGUAGACAGAUCAUCGAGGAGGAGAGGCAGAGACUCCUCAAACAGCACGCCACCAAGCUGCUGGGCUACCUGCCCAAGGGUAUCUUCAGAGAGGAUGACAUGGAACACUUUGAUGAGGAUUUCAAGAGUAACUUCCAGAAACGGCAGGCGGACAUCUUCUCUGACGAGGGCUGGGAGGCGGACGACCAAUAAGCACUUCUCAUAUUCCACCACUAGAUAGCAGUCAUGUGCAAACGAGAUAUUUUGUGCUGUUUUUUUAAGUAGACUCAUUACAAUUCAUCUUUUUUACCAUGUGAAUGUGUGCAUUUUGCUCCUUUUUAAAUUAUGGAGUGCAUAAGCAUUUUUGCAAUGAAUGCAGGUAACUUCAAAUUGCAAAUAAAUAAGUUUAAAUAAAGAUUAAUUUAAAAUUCCUAUUAGUUUAACAUGCCUUCUUCCACGUAGUAUAAUUCAGAGACCAGGGUCUGUUGGUUUCCCUCAUGUCAUUUUUUUUUCGUUAUUAUAGUUUCUGUAAUAUUUUCCAGUACAUCUGGUGUAAAGGCCAUAAGGAGUUCCAGUGAAUGAGCGGUGGGGUGUAAUAAAACCGAACUGGAUCUUAAAGCAGGAGUGUGUAGGCAGCUGGACGUUAAAUGGUUAUGUGUCCUUCUCCUGAACCCUACAGUUGCUUAUUACCUGUGGAAAUGCACAACCCUAGCUUGUGUAAGAGAGGGUUUAACAAGGGUGGAGUCAUCCUUCCACACACACACAGAUCCACAUAUAACAUGUGUUAUAACUACUGUAAAUAUGCAUAUGACCUAUAUAACAUAUACAUUAAAACACUACCUUUUCACACUUA
Clupea harengus (Atlantic herring) is the source of this 2329-nucleotide messenger RNA. RefSeq names its product meiosis-specific nuclear structural 1 (gene mns1). Gene Ontology annotation, cellular component: motile cilium. The record is from RefSeq and is a predicted model, not a curated record. NCBI's taxonomy places the organism in Eukaryota, Metazoa, Chordata, Actinopteri, Clupeiformes, Clupeidae. Gene Ontology annotation, biological process: cilium organization.